AACACUACCUGCUUCAUUUAAACCCUACAAGUUAAAGAAAUCGAAUUGUCUAGUGAGCAUUCAGAAUGCAUAGUUUGUCAAGCCUUUUGGUCGCAUCAUGUGUAAUCACGUGUGCCGUGGCCAUCGCCAACACCGAUAUUGAUCCCAGUUCCAUCGAUUGGAACACGGUACGAACCCUGCAGGAAACGGACAAAUUUCGGGCAAAGUUUGGCCUUCCUCCACUGAGCGACGAUGACAUCCGUCAGUCUAGGAUAUCUGGGGGAAACAUCGCAUCGCCAACGGAUAUCCCAUGGGCUGCUGGAGUUCUGAUUCAUGGUGGCACCUCUGGACAUGGUUUCUGCAGCGGCGUACUGAUUUCCAAGCGUUACGUCCUGACGGCUGCCGUUUGCAUCUCUGGUGAGAGCACCAUGACAGUAGUGUUGAACUCCACGGACAUGAUGAACGUCGGAACGUUGAUCAGCGUAUCGCACAUCAAUCCUCAUCCGAACUACAGUUGGCUUCUGGGACGGGACGACAUUGCACUGCUCACGUUGAGUCGGGACGCGCCGAUAGAUGAUGUAACAAUUCGUCCAGUUCAAAUGCCACGCCGUUCGGACGUUGGCAAGAGUUUCGUCGAUUGGUCCGCUACGACUGCUGGCUGGGGAAACACUGGAAACCGAGAUAACGAGCCCAUUCCGACGCAACACUUGCAGUUUGCCACGGAUAGCGUAUCGUCCAAUUUGAUAUGCCAGCUGUCGUAUGCCUGGAUCAGAAGCACCCACAUCUGUGUGGCGACCAACAACGGAGGACCUUGUAACGGAGACGAAGGCGGUCCGGUGACAGUACGCGAGGCUGGUCGUAUCUAUCUAAUCGGAAUCCAUUCGUUCCAUUUCAACGGAAUUCGGGGAUGUGACAGAGGACGACCAGCGGUGCAUACCAGGAUUACCGAAUAUCUAGACUGGAUAGAGGCGAAUUCUGAUGUGGUUGUUCCUGCCUGAUUGUCUUGGCAAGGAUAAGUUAAUAUAAAAUAAGACAGUUACUCCAGAAAGACAAAUACACUAGUCAAACAGUUGAUUUAUGAAACACUGAAAA
Molecule: messenger RNA, 1071 nt
Organism: Aedes aegypti (yellow fever mosquito)
Lineage: Eukaryota; Metazoa; Arthropoda; Insecta; Diptera; Culicidae
Product: chymotrypsin-2-like
Exons: 3
Coding region: 66-977 (303 amino acids)
Biological process (GO): proteolysis
Molecular function (GO): serine-type endopeptidase activity
Source: RefSeq, a predicted model, not a curated record